This is a messenger RNA of Malania oleifera, 747 nucleotides long. Its product is annotated as protein AGENET DOMAIN (AGD)-CONTAINING P1-like. The transcript has 5 exons. The coding region runs from base 1 to 747 and encodes 248 amino acids. NCBI's taxonomy places the organism in Eukaryota, Viridiplantae, Streptophyta, Magnoliopsida, Santalales, Ximeniaceae. The record is from RefSeq and is a predicted model, not a curated record.
AUGGGAGAUAUGCUGGGAUAUUAUUUCAAGAAAGGAGCGGAGGUGGAGAUAAGCAGUGAUGACGAGGCCUUUCGCGGCUCCUGGUAUGUCGGGGUCGUCAUCCGGGCGAUGUCGAAGAAGAACUCGACCAUUAUAGUGGUUUGCAAGAGCCUGAUGGCCGACGAGGAGGGGUUAGAACCGUUGCGGGAGCUAGUGGAUUUGGUGCAGUUGCGGCCGCCUCCGCCGCUUGAGCUUGGCCGCGGGUUCAAGUUCAGUGAGGAGGUCGACGUGUUCCACAAUGACGGGUUGUGGGAGGGCGUGGUCACCGAAGUGUUGGACGGUGGGAGGUGCUCCAUUUUUUUCCGUGGGUCGAGGGAGCAGAUGGAUUUUACGGCCACAGAUCUAAGGCUUCAUCGCGAAUGGGUCACUGGCAAGUGGGUUCUGCCUUUGGAAAAAAGUGAUUUGGACAAGAUUCGGCCAGAUUAUGGAGCUAAUUUAGUUAUUUGUACACACGAUGAGUUGUUCUCCAUUUCCAUUCCAUGUCAAGCUUUUGCACAUAAGGUUUACAUUAUGAAAGUCAAUCAUGAUGGUUCCGUGGCUCGUUUGGAGGAAGAGAGAUCGGGGGAGCAAGGGAAGGAGGUGAAGUCGGUGGUGGUGCUGAAGUCUAUGGUGGCUGCGGUGGAGGAAGAUGGGGUUGAAGCUGAUUUAGGGAAGAUGAAGGUUACUAUCUUCUUUUAUACUCAGAACAUUCUUAAUAAAGAUUCAUGA